This is a messenger RNA of Penicillium brevicompactum, 972 nucleotides long. Its product is annotated as SGNH/GDSL hydrolase family protein. The transcript is spliced from 4 exons. The record is from RefSeq and is a predicted model, not a curated record. Bases 1 to 972 code for a protein of 323 amino acids. NCBI's taxonomy places the organism in Eukaryota, Fungi, Ascomycota, Eurotiomycetes, Eurotiales, Aspergillaceae. Gene Ontology annotation, molecular function: phosphatidylcholine lysophospholipase A1 activity.
AUGAGGCAGUCGACGCCCGUUUGCUGGGCUGUCUGGGCUGGUCUCAUCUGGCUCACAUUGAUAUCGACCACUCUCUCACUACCCGAUAAUUCAAAUUCGGGCCCAGAUGUCAGCACCGACAUCUCCACAAUUCACGCCCGCGGUACCAAGCCAUUCAUGCUGCGUGUGCUACCUCUCGGCGCUUCCAUCACUCAAGGUUACAAGUCCGCAGAUGGCAACGGGUAUCGAAAAUGGCUCCGACAGCAACUCCGAUAUGCGGGAUGGGAGGUCGAUAUGAUCGGGAGUCGAAAAUCAGGCACCAUGCACGAUAACGACCACGAGGGCCAUAUCGGUUUUAGAAUUGACCAAGUGGCAAAGGUCGUCAAGAAUACUCUUGCACAAAAGCCCAAUUUGAUUCUGAUCAACGCCGGCACCAAUGAUGGCCUACAGAACUACAAAGUGGAUACUGCAGGAGAACGAAUGGACUCCCUGCUGACUGAGCUCUACGACGCAGUUCCUGAAACGACUAUCAUUCUCUCUACUCUCAUCCCUAAUGGCAAAAAGCCCGUGCCGAUCAGCGCGAUCAGCCACCAGUUUCGCGAACUGGUGGCCAAGCGACGCUCGCAAAACGACAGCAUUAUCCUCGCUGAGAUGAGCACAUUCAUCAAAUCAACCCAGCUCGUUGACAAAAUCCACCCAACAGCUACCGGGUACGAGGAAAUGGCGUCUGUCUGGUGGGCGGCCAUUCAAGAAGCCGAGAAAGAAGGAUUCCUCACAGCCCCGGCCUCAACUUCUACGAGUAAUGGCACAAUCAGCAAGGCUCGCGAAAAGGCACUUGACGACAGCACCGGUGACCCCAGCUUGCCUGCGUACACUGCUCCGGCUCAACCGACGGAAACAAGUGAUGGUUUGCGACUGGCUGGCCAGGUGAGCUGUCUACAUUGGAUUACUCAAAUGGUGCUGUUGAGCUUCGCAUUUGUGAUGCUCGUCUGA